AUGCACCGUGCCUCUUCAUCCGCCUCCUCCUCGCCUCCUCCUCGCCUCCUCCUCACCUCCUCCUCGCCUCCUCCUCGCCUCCUCCUCGCCUCCUCCUCACCUCCUCCUCGCCUCCUCCUCACCUCCUCCUCGCCUCCUCCUCACCUCCUCCUCACCUCCUCCUCGCCUCCUCCUCGCCUCCUCCUCGCCUCCUCCUCGCCUCCUCCUCCCUCCUCCUCGCCUCCUCCUCGCCUCCUCCUCGCCUCCUCCUCGCCUCCUCCUCACCUCCUCCUCGCCUCCUCCUCGCCUCCUCCUCGCCUCCUCCUCGCCUCCUCCUCACCUCCUCCUCGCCUCCUCCUCGCCUCCUCCUCACCUCCUCCUCGCCUCCUCCUCGCCUCCUCCUCGCCUCCUCCUCGCCUCCUCCUCGCCUCCUCCUCACCUCCUCCUCACCUCCUCCUCGCCUCCUCCUCACCUCCUCCUCGCCUCCUCCUCGCCUCCUCCUUGCCUCCUCCUCACCUCCUCCUUGCCUCCUCCUCACCUCCUCCUCGCCUCCUCCUCACCUCCUCCUCGCCUCCUCCUCACCUCCUCCUCGCCUCCUCCUCGCCUCCUCCUCGCCUCCUCCUCACCUCCUCCUUGCCUCCUCCUCACCUCCUCCUCACCUCCUCCUCGCCUCCUCCUCGCCUCCUCCUCGCCUCCUCCUCCUCCCUCCUCCUCGCCUCCUCCUCGCCUCCUCCUCGCCUCCUCCUCGCCUCCUCCUCACCUCCCUCCUCCUCCUCGCCUCCUCCUCGCCUCCUCCUCACCUCCUCCUCGCCUCCUCCUCACCUCCUCCUCACCUCCUCCUCGCCUCCUCCUCGCCUCCUCCUCGCCUCGUCCUCACCUCCUCCUCGCCUCCACAGCUGCAGCACGUGA
This is a messenger RNA of Knipowitschia caucasica, 888 nucleotides long. The record is from the annotation of a GenBank genome assembly. NCBI's taxonomy places the organism in Eukaryota, Metazoa, Chordata, Actinopteri, Gobiiformes, Gobiidae.